GUUAUCUGAUAAUUUUAUUCUGUGUUAUUAUAAUCAUUAUACUUAAUUUAUAUUUUAUAUUUUUAUAUUGUAGCGUAGGACAAGAACGUCCAGAACGAUAGAAUAUUAGUUGUCAGUGUGUACUGUGUAGUGCUAUUGGUGUUUACAGUCAGUGUGCACUGCAGAAUUACUUAACGAAUUGCAAAAUUAAAUUUAGUUUCGUUAAUAUAUUGGCAGAGAAAUGUCCGCGGAAGACGUGCUAUUCGAUAUGUUACACUCAGAAAUCGUGUCAUAUCUAGUGUCCAAGUCCGCCGAAGACGAAGAUAUAUCAAUAUUAGAACACUUGGGUUACUCAUGUGGAUGGCGACUGAUUGAAAGAAUAACAAAAGAAUUGCCGAGGUAUAAAGAAGAGCUAGAAGUUUUAAAAUUUAUAUGUACAGACUUUUGGUCUUGCGUGUAUAAAAAGCAGGUGGAUAAUUUACGAACUAAUCAUCAAGGUGUCUAUGUAUUGCACGAUAACGAAUUUCGAUUUUUCAGCAAACUAUCAAAUGGCACACAGUACCUUAAAUCUGCACCCAAAUAUGCUACUUUUACAUGUGGUUUGAUUCGAGGAGCUUUAGAAAAUUUUGGAAUUUCAAGCAUUGUAACAGUUGAAAUAAUUAGAAUGCCAUCGUGUAAAUUCCAUAUACAAGUACUUCCAUCUUCAUCUUAAUAAUGAUUAUAUUUUUUAUGUAUAUACAUGGAAAAUCAAUUAAUAAUUAAAUUGAAUUAUCAAUAUUAUAAAAUAUUUUCUUUUACUAUUGUAGAAUUCAAUCCAAUGAUAUACCUAUACCUAUAAUGUAAGCAAUUAUUAUACUAUUUUAUGUAAAUUAACAAUAAUUAAUAUAUUUAAUUACUUAAAAGUUAUUAACAGA
Molecule: messenger RNA, 893 nt
Organism: Rhopalosiphum padi (bird cherry-oat aphid)
Lineage: Eukaryota; Metazoa; Arthropoda; Insecta; Hemiptera; Aphididae
Gene: Trs33
Product: trafficking protein particle complex subunit 6b
Exons: 5
Coding region: 221-691 (156 amino acids)
Biological process (GO): regulation of GTPase activity; endoplasmic reticulum to Golgi vesicle-mediated transport
Cellular component (GO): cis-Golgi network; trans-Golgi network; TRAPP complex
Source: RefSeq, a predicted model, not a curated record